Pseudozyma hubeiensis SY62 is the source of this 1608-nucleotide messenger RNA. Its product is annotated as transporter. Bases 1 to 1608 code for a protein of 535 amino acids. The transcript has a single exon. Gene Ontology annotation, molecular function: transmembrane transporter activity. Gene Ontology annotation, biological process: transmembrane transport. The record is from RefSeq and is a predicted model, not a curated record. NCBI's taxonomy places the organism in Eukaryota, Fungi, Basidiomycota, Ustilaginomycetes, Ustilaginales, Ustilaginaceae.
AUGUCGCUUCACGAUCGCUCGGACGACAAGAUGGACGUCAAAGGCGACGGCGUCACCAACGACGUGGUGGAUGUAGACUCGAUGGAGUACGGCUCGCAAAACUUCAAGAACAAUGAGAAGGCAGUCGCCACCGAGACCACGCUCAUCCGAGGCAACGAGGUUGUGCUGAUCCCUCAGCCAACCAACGACCCUCAUGACCCACUCAACAUGCCCGAGUGGCGCAAGUGGGCGACCUUGGUGGUGUUGGGUCUCUUUUCGAUCUUCAGUGUGCUGCUUUCGUCUGGCAUGGGUGCCUUUGUCGGCCUCAUGUUCAAAGAGUACCGCGGCAGUCCACGCGUCUCGGAUCUGCUUGUCUACCCGACCCUCUUCAUGGGUCUUGGAAACGUGAUUGGUAUCCCAGCCGCCAUCGCAAUCGGUCGUCGCCCAGUGCUCAUCUUCUCGUCGCUACUGCUGGCCUUCACUUCGCUGGGCUGUGGUCUCAGUCAAUCCUUCAACACGCACUUCAUCGUUCGUGCGUUCAUGUCCCUCGCUGCAGGACAGUCCGAAGCGCUGUGCCCCAUGAUCAUUCAAGAGAUCAACUUCCUCCACGUUCGCGGCAACCGCAUGGCCGUCUUCUCCGGCAUGCAGACCAUUGGCUUCUCCGUCAUGAUGAUUGCCACAGGCCACAUCACCGACAAUCUCGGAUGGAGGUGGUGGUACUAUAUCACCGCCAUCGUUUCGCUCGUGGUCGCCAUCCUGUGCAUUGUGCUUGUUCCCGAAUCGAGAUACGAGCGUGCUGAAGGAGCAAUGGUGCCAUCCGAAGACAUCAACGCCAGCGUCUCCAUCUUUUACACCGACAAGCGCAAGCCCGUACUCGAUACCGCCACCUACGGCGAAUACACCUACUGGUCGACACUGCGCGUCUUCACGGGACGAACCAAGUUUAGCGAGGCCGCGCGAUGCCUGUGGUCGGCGGUGCGCGUGUUGCUCUACCCCAACAUCUUCUGGUUGAUGCUCAUGAACUCGCUCUCGCUCUCUGCGUACAUCGUCAUGACCACCGAGUUUGCUAGCGCACUCGGAGCGCCACCCUACAGGUUCAGCUACGAGGCCAUCGGCUACGUUCUGUCCGCCCAGCUCAUCACCGCGCUCUUCUUCGUUCCUCUGCAGGGCUUGGGUGGAGACUGGCUGGUCAAGAAGCUCGCCAAGCGAAACAAUGGACAGACGCGGCCCGAACACCGUCUCAUCCCGCUCAUCAUGCCCGUUGGACUGGCGGUCGCGUGCUGCAUCAUCUUUGGCCGCACCUUGGCAGACCCCAACUCGUGGCACUGGACUGGCAUUGCAAUUCCUAUGAACGCCAUCUACUUUACCUUUACGGCGGUCAUCCUUAGCUCGUACACGUACUCGAUCGACGCUUACCCGGAGCGUGCGGGAGCCAUUCUGCUUCUGUACUGCUCGUCGCGAGGCAUUGUCAGCUUCGGUGUAUCGCUCUCCACCGUCGACUUCCUCCAAAAGGCCGGACCGCGUGGUGCGUUCAACGUGCUCGCAAUUCUCUUUGGUGUGGUCUCUGCGUUUGGCAUCCCCUUCUACUUUUUCGGACCCGCAGUGCGCCGCCUCACUGCACGCUACUAG